AUGAAAAUCUUCAAUAAUAAAUUAAUUUUUAUUUUACUAAUUAUUAUUCAUUUGUUUACAUAUUUUGAACCCAAUAAUGGAUGUGGAUUUCCUGUUCCCCAAUCAGCACCUCCUGUUUGUGUUUGUGGAGGUGGGGGCGGAGGAGGUUAUGGAUGUGGGGGUGGGGGUGGUGGAUGUUGUGGGAGAAGGAAACGUGAAGUAAUCCAACCUCAUUUUAAAGGAGUGGAACUCCCUUGUCCUCAAACUGAAUGGAGUUUAAUUAUGGAAAAAGUUGCUUUUUCUUAUAAGAAAAUAUUAAAUAUUUGGUAUUUCCAAAAUAUAUAUUGGGUUCCCCUAAAUUUAUAG
This is a messenger RNA of Meloidogyne enterolobii, 345 nucleotides long. NCBI's taxonomy places the organism in Eukaryota, Metazoa, Nematoda, Chromadorea, Rhabditida, Meloidogynidae. The record is from the annotation of a GenBank genome assembly.